UGUCCCAAACUAUAUCUUAAGUCAUAUUAUUUGACGGAUUUUGACAGCUGAGUUUUACUAAUUAAACAAUGGUUCCUGAGAACAAGCUCUUAAAUAACUUUAUUAAAUAGUUCAAUACAUUAAAUGUCUACUUAAGAUUCUACUCAAAAUUGAGAUUGGUUUAUUCAUAUGAAGGUUAGUUCAUGAAAAUCAAUAAAAAACCUAUAAUUGAAAAGAACAUGUACCUACUAUGCGUAGAAGGACUCCAAUAUGCGGAAUAAUGUGCAAAUAGCUGUGGAAUGGAAGGCCGCAGGUUCGACCCCGCAACUACAGUAACGUGUUAGUCGCAAUUGUGUGAAUUGCGAAUUCAAGAUCAAAAAUAUAAAUGUAUUACUAUAUAUUUGUCCCAAAUGAAAGGCCCGAAGACGCAGGACUUAAUUUUACGCAACUAGGAAAUAAAUAUGGACAAACAGUGAUAGAACAUAACGUGGUUACAGAAGAUGGAUAUAUUCUGAAACUCUUCAACAUACCUGGUAACCGAUCAGUUCCAGUGCUGCUGACACAUGGCAUCCUAGACUCCGCGGAUACAUUUCUUCUUCGAGGACAUACUUCUUUGGUUGUUUACCUUCGGAAAUUCGGCUAUGACGUUUGGGUUGCCUCUGUCAGAGGGGCAAGGUACUCCCGGCGUCACGUUACCUUGGAUCCUGACAAAGACAGUGAGUUUUGGAACUUCAGCGUCCACGAAAUAGGCUACUACGAUCUACCGGCUUUAAUAGACUUCGUAUUAAGUUGGAAUGCUGUGGAUAAAUUGAGUGCGGCUGGACAUUCUCAAGGGAAUACCAUUUACUACGUUUUAGGAGCAACAAGACCGGAGUACAACGAUAAAGUUAAUAUCAUGAUUGCAUUAGGACCUAUUUCUUAUCUAAAUCAUUACAAACCGCCAAUCCAUACUAUAAUAAAGUUAGGUCCACUUAUAGACCAUAUUUUAACAACAUUCAAUCAAGAGGAGCUAUUUGGUGAUAAUUCGAUUUAUAGAACCGAAAUAAAUAAGUUUUGUACACCAUACGAAGUUGGUUAUGCGCUUUGUGGCGAAGCGUUUUUUAGUUUGGCCGGUUAUGACGUAGAAGAAUUUGAACCUGCGAUGUUUUAUGUAGUCAUCGGACAUUUCCCGACAAGCACAUCGAAGAAGGUCGCAAAACAUUAUUUGCAGAUUGCAAAUAAUGGAGAUUUCGUAUAUUACGAUUACGGUCAGGAGAAGAAUUUAAAACUUUAUAAUUCAGAGACACCGCCACCUUACAAUUUAAGUGCUGUUACGAUGAAUGUUGCGUUAUUUGUUGGGAGAAAUGAUAGGGUGAACCCCAUUGAGAAUGUACGUAGAUUACAUAAGGCAUUGCCUAAUGUUGCGCAGUUUAAAAUAAUGGAUCGCGAGAAAUUCAAUCACAUGGAUUAUAUAUGGGGUCGGCAUAUGUAUGAAUACCUGUUUCCUUAUAUAUUGGAAAUGUUAGAAAGGUUUAAUUCAUAGAUAAGUGAUAUAAUGAAUCAACUAGUCAACAAUAGUGGCCGAGUUAGAGAAACUUGCCGGAUUUUUUAGAUUUUUAAUUAUAUGAUACUGUAAGUUAUUCAAUAUUUUUAAUGAUGUAACUAUUAAAAAUUAUACCAAAUCAUGCAUGCACGAAUCAACCUUGACACGGACUACCUUGAUUCAUCGAUUUUUUUUAGUAUCGUAUAGUUUUAUUUCAUAACAAAGCCGGAAUGUCAUUCUCAGAUUCCUAAACAUAUAUUAUCGCAUUGAAUUGUUAUUAUCAUGUUUGUUUUAAUAUGUUUAUUUGUAUAGUAAACAUUUUCAAUUGUCACUUGCGUCACAGAAUAAUAAUUUUUAUUGUCUACUCUAUUAGUACUUGAUGACGAUUUUUUUUUAGUUACAUAGAAACACAAUAGUUAGGUACACAAUGAUAUCCUCUAUCAAACCAUAGAGGUUUAUACUAUAGAUUACGUAUGUAUGUCUAGUGGUAGCGUAUAUGGACUGUUCUGGGAGGUCUCGGAUUCGAUAAGGUCCGGCAAAAAUUUGUGUAAAUUUUGUUAGCACCGUUUGGUGGAUACUAUUCUUAGGCAUCCAGGUCGAUUAAGGUAGUCUUAUGCAGGUGGUCGGUCCUGAAACUAAGUCAAAAUUUCGUUUCUGUAUUGUCAUAAACUUAACCUGCUUUAUACUUACUGAAUUAUUUGAAUCCAAUGUAAACAGGUUCCUAUGAUGGCAUUUCGAUAUGUUUGUUUUGUGCUUGUUCAGGCUUAUAUCCCUUCACUUUUUAGUACUUUUAUUAUCACGUUUUAACGGUAAGGUGCCUCUUUAGUUUAUAAAUAACUAUUGCGAGUUUGUUUAUAAGAAAAAUCUUGAAAAAAUUGCAUUCGGCAAUUAAUAACAAAAAUAAUGAGCCCGGAAUUCCUUUCUGCCUUUCUUCUGCGAACUGUUGUCACAGGUAGCUAGUGGGAUGCUGGCAGGUCAGCUAGGUUAAGGUUUGUAUUGUUCUCACUGGUGCGGAUGCCAAUGCGUUAUUUUCCUUGGUUUUAAAAAAAAUCUCUUAUACCUUCUUUAACUAUUAAUCCGAGCUGACUUACUUAGUUAUAUAAAUUGAUUUCCUUUUUUAUUUAUUAAUUCUAAUAUAAUAUCAUCAUAAGUACAUAUCCGUAAAGACUGCCAUGGUUGCGUAAGCCAUACGACCUCCGCUCUAAGGAGUCGGGUUUGAUUCCCGGCGGGGCAGAGAUAUUGGGUUUUUCUUUUUAAUAUCAGCUAAGAGUCUGGAGUAUGUGUCCAAUAGGACGAUAGACUGCCACCAUGGGCAUAGGGUUGCUAAUUUUUGUUUGAACAAUAAUGUACGAUCACAUUGAAAAAUUUAAAUAAACUGUACCU
This is a messenger RNA of Manduca sexta (tobacco hornworm), 2884 nucleotides long. RefSeq names its product lipase 1. Gene Ontology annotation, molecular function: hydrolase activity, acting on ester bonds. The transcript has 2 exons. Gene Ontology annotation, biological process: lipid metabolic process. The record is from RefSeq and is a predicted model, not a curated record. NCBI's taxonomy places the organism in Eukaryota, Metazoa, Arthropoda, Insecta, Lepidoptera, Sphingidae. The coding region runs from base 365 to 1501 and encodes 378 amino acids.